This is a messenger RNA of Drosophila sulfurigaster albostrigata, 414 nucleotides long. RefSeq lists its product as uncharacterized. The transcript is spliced from 2 exons. Bases 76 to 318 code for a protein of 80 amino acids. The record is from RefSeq and is a predicted model, not a curated record. NCBI's taxonomy places the organism in Eukaryota, Metazoa, Arthropoda, Insecta, Diptera, Drosophilidae.
GGUGUUUGCGCGUUUGUUAGCCAUAUAGUUAGUGGUCAGUUUAGUCAGAGACCUCGUGCAAGUUUGAUAUCGAAAAUGGGCAAGUUCGUGGAAAAUUUAAAAGAUAAAAUCACAGCAGAGCGUGUUGCGAUCUUCUUUGGAUUGCUAUCGACUUGUCUGAUUGUCGCCCUGGUUGUUGUUGUGGUCCACAGGGAUAAUCUGUGGCAGCAGUUGAGCGAGGCCAAAGAGAAGCUUGACGUGCUCGAGGAUUAUAUACAGGCCAAUGUUUUGACAUAUAUAUCCAAUCAGAUUCAACCGCAAGCACACAGCGAGUUCUAGAAAACAUUAAUUUAGAAGAAUUCAUCAGGAUUUUGAAAUGUAUUGUGCUUUGGAAUAAUACCCCAAUGGGUUAAUAAUAAAGAACAUUUACAAUAA